Messenger RNA from Catharus ustulatus (Swainson's thrush), 2616 nucleotides. RefSeq names its product VPS33B interacting protein, apical-basolateral polarity regulator, spe-39 homolog (gene VIPAS39). Gene Ontology annotation, biological process: vacuolar transport; intracellular protein transport. NCBI's taxonomy places the organism in Eukaryota, Metazoa, Chordata, Aves, Passeriformes, Turdidae. Gene Ontology annotation, cellular component: cytoplasm. The coding region runs from base 363 to 1748 and encodes 461 amino acids. The record is from RefSeq and is a predicted model, not a curated record. The transcript has 19 exons.
CUGCCGGUAAAACACCCUCGCCGGGUGGGCCCCUGUAUCUGUCCCAGCCCAGGCCUCGGCGCUGCACAUCGCGCAGAGUUGAUGUUCCGUAGGUGGAUUGUCACCUCCUGCCCCACUGCCGAGGGUACCAAGGUCUCCACAGUAGCCAGUCCAAAAUCUCAUUAGGACGUGGUUCCUCGCCCACGCACCAAACGGCAUCUCCCGCUGUUUGAGCUGUUAGUGUCCGCCUAGGUGUCCUUGGGCUCCCAGUGGUGAGGAACGGCUACUGUGUCUGCUGCACACCGACAGGACUAAAACACCAUCCCGGGAAGAAGCAAUGGAAGCUGAAGAAGCUGUAUUCGAAGUUCUUUGGGAGAUGUUUGAUGCUAAAGGAAUCCAAACGGGCAGUGAACAGCCUUCGGGAUAUUGUCGAUGAUGAUGAUGAUGACCUCGAGAGGGUCAGCUGGAGUGGAGAACCUGUGGGAAGUAUCUCCUGGUCAAUCAAAGAGACAGCCUCUGGCAGCACCAGCUCCCUGGAUGGCCGAGACUCCAGCCUACAGAAGGGCUCUUCCUCCUAUGCUGCUCUUCCCAAACAAGCUUCUUCCUACUCCCUAAGCAGCCUGUUCAAAGGACGAAACAAACUCUCAAGUUUCCAGUCCCUUUCAGAUGCCCUCACUGACACGGGAGUUAAAAACUGUGCCCCAGAGCUGCGCAGACCAAAAGCUGAGUACAAGGAUUACAGCAGUGACUGGAGCCCGAAAGAUACAGUCAGGCGAAUGCAGAGGGGCAAGGUCUGCUCUCUAGAGAGAUUUCGGUCCCUGCAGGACAAGCUGGUGCUCUUGGAUGAAGCUGUGGCCGGGCAUGAUGGGAAUGUCAUUACAGCUGUCCUGAUAUUCCUGAAACGGACAUUAAGGAGAGAGAUCUUGUUUCGGGAACUGGAGGUGCGGCAGGUGGCCUUGUGCCAUCUGAUCCAUUUCCUCAGAGAGACGGGUGAGCAGAAAUUCCUUCUGGAUCUGCUCAGGUUCUUAGACAGGACUGAGGAAGUUGCUCUGUCUCAGUACCGGGAGCAUUUGAACAUCCAGGAUGUAGAAAAAAGGAGGGAAUUUCUCAAAGGUUGCAUUGGGCUCCCAUUUUCAGCUGAGGAUACCUCCCACAUCCAAGACCAUUAUACCUUGUUGGAGCGACAGAUCAUCAUUGAGGCUAAUGACCGGCACUUGGAGAUGGCUGGGCAGUCAGAGCUAUUUCGGAAAUAUCCUCGCAAGGCUUCAAUUCUCAACAUGCCGCUAGUGACCACCCUCUUCUAUUCCUGUUUCUACCACUACACAGAGGCUGAGGGUAUGUUCAGCAGCCCCACCAAUCUGAAGAAGACAUUUAAGAUUCCUGAUAAGCAGUAUGUGCUGACUGCCCUGGCUGCCCGUGCCAAGCUGCGGGCCUGGGGUGAUGUGGAUGCCCUCCUCACCACCAAGAACUGGCUGGGUUACACCAAGAAGAAGGCACCUAUUGGCUUCCACCGGGUAGUGGAGAUCUUGCAGAGGAACAAUGCUCCUGUGCAGGUGCUGCAGGAAUAUGUGCGCCUGGUGGAAGAUGUGGAGACCCGGCUGAACCUCGCUACCAAAUACAAGUGCCAUGAUGUUGUCAUAGAGACCUACCGGGAUCUAAAGGAUCGUGUCCAGCUGACAGCAUAUAAAUGCAAGGUGGAGCGGGGCUCUGCAGAAGAAGAGAAGAUACAGAGCAUUCUCAGCAACAUGCAAAUCCGGUGGAAGAACUGAGCACCUGUGAAAAAGCCUGUUUGGCCAUUGCCUUGUCACUGAAAGAGGGAACUGCAAAACCCAGUCCAGUGCCACCAGAGCAGCUCUGUUACUACUCAUUGCAUGAUCAGCGUUUGUCAGUGACAGUGGGUGCCCGUGGCAGUGGAACCGUGGCGUUCAGGCUGGUUGAAGACAGCUACUAAAAUGUAGCUGACGAAACCAUGGUACUGAUCCAUCAGGGUUGAUUCUUUUUGGAAUCUGAUUAUCAUUGUGGCUGUAAGCCAGGCAUCACUUGUGUAUAUGGAGGGAAGUUGCUGGGCACAGCAAGAUGAAUGUUUGCUCUGGAUGGUGCCUGGGCUUAUUCUUGCAAGAGGAAUGUGUCAGUCACAGUCAUGAGUCUCCACCAGAGCGUGCUGACCAGUCCCUGUAACAGUCAAGCUGGCUUGGCAUCACUAAUCAUGGCUGUGGCUGGAGUAAAACCUACCUGGACCAUGUUCUCCCCAUGUGAAAGUGUUGGGGGAAGGACCAGUUGCACUUUUAUUUUAGUUUUGGCUCACCCAAGGAAAAGAGGUGUGUGAACUCCUGCAGAGGGCCAGGACAGCAAUCUCUGCCAGUAUCCUUCUGCUAGCACUCUGCAGCAUUUGGAAGAUCCCUUUAUCAGGGAAAUACCUUGUGUGGAGGUGGUCAGAGUCCUGAUGGAUUGGAUGGAGAGCAAGCAGGGACCUCUCUCAGCUAACACAAACCUGCUGGCCCCAGCAGCUCUUUUCUCAGAAAGUGUUAUGCCAGGAAGGAUUGAAAUGCACUUUCUCAGAAACAACUCCUCAGGCAGCUGCUGGCUUCAUCCUUUCAGACCUCACUUAAUUUCCCUAAAUAAAGCUGUCUCUUUCUC